CCGCGAUGCGUUACCAUGGGUAGCAAUUGCUGCAAGGCGGACUCCGGUCGAGUCGUCCGGGGCUCGUCGAUAUACACCAGGUAUCUGGUACUAAUACUACAAGAGUUGUUCGGGGUGGUUUGGGUGCUCAGAAUAUCGAGCAGAGCGGGAGCGUCCCUAGAUUCACGCUUCACCGUAUCUGAGGGCGCGGGGGGCGUGCGGCUGACCGUCACCGCGGCGAGGGAGCAGGAUGGCGGUAUUUACACACUACAGGCCAGCAACGCAGCAGGCAGGGACACAGCUCGCGUGCGUCUCGAGGUGUCCACCGAGACGAGCGGCGACGACCCGCCCACGUUCGUGCGGCGACUCCAGGACCUCACAGUGAAAGUUGGCACCAGGACGCGCUUCCUUGUUGAGAUACUCAGCUCCACUGACUGCAAAGUAACAUGGUACCGUAACGAACGCCGCCUACUCGAAGCGGAGCGGGUGUCUCUCGUCCGUGACGGAAACUUCUGGUGCUGCGACGUCGCUUGCGUCAGUGUGGACGAUGCUGGACGCUGGACGUGCGCGGCAGAGAACAGAGGCGGGCGGGCGAGCUGCGCGGCGCAUCUCAAUGUCCUGGUGCCCAAAGCCUACAAGCGACCGGAGUUCGUGGAGGAGCUACGGGCAAUCCUGACUGAACAGGGGACUGUGUCCUUAGAGUGUAAGGUGGUCGGCGUGCCUACACCGGUGCUGAGGUGGUUUAAGGUAACUACAUCAACUAUAUACAAGCGACCGGAGUUCGUAGAGGAUCUACGGGCAAUCCUGACUGAACAGGGGACUGUGUCCUUAGAGUGUAAGGUGGUCGGCGUGCCUACACCGGUGCUGAGGUGGUUUAAGGAUAGCCGAGAAAUCAAAGCGGGCGACGUGUUUGCUCUAACAGCCAGCGCAGAAGACCCCACUUCCCUCGGCACAUACACAUGUGAAGCCGUCAACUGCAUGGGCAGAGCCUAUUCUUCAUCCAAAGUCCACGUCACGAGAGGCCGCGAUGAAUCGAGACCGAGUUCUGCCGUCACCCCCGAGCCGCCUCCUAUCUUCACCAAAGAGCUUGAAGACCAGUUCGUCAAGAUCUGCGACCAUCUCACUCUAAGUUGUCACAUAGUCGUUCCACCUUGGCCGAGGAGCGUCGUCUGGUAUAACAAGGAGGGCAAAGUUGAGCCUGGAGAGAGGUAUCAUGUAACAGAAGAUGGUGUAGGCGGCUACCUGCUAGAAGUUCAGUCAGCGGAGUGGCCUGACGAGGGCGAGUGGAAGUGCGUGGCCACCUCGGCAGGGGGCAGGGUCGGCAUAUCCACCUGCCAUGUCGUCAUGGAUGUCCCGAAGAACUACCGGAAGCCACGUUUCAUGGAGAACCUUCAGGCAGUGCUCACGGAUGAGGGUCUGGUCUCCUUCGAGUGCAAGGUGGUCGGCUUCCCAACCCCAGUACUGAGCUGGUUCAAGGAUGGUCAGGAGUUGAAGCCAGGAGAUGUUUACCAACUGACAGGCACCAACUCCCUAGGCUCCUACUGCUGCAUAGCUCGCAACUGCAUGGGCCAGGCCAGCAGCUCGGCCGAGCUGACAGUGGAAGAUAUCCAGAACCAGCUCAACGAGGAGGAGAGGCUCCAGCUGUUCACGAAACACCAGGCGCCCAAGUUUAUCCAGGGCUUGCAGAGUGCUGAAGCGCGGAUUGAUGAGCCAUUCCAUUUUACUAUUAAAGUUGCCAUUCCACCCGAGCCGACGGUCCUGUGGUACCGAGACGAUCAGCCUGUUGACGAGUCUCCUCGCUGCCACCUCGCCAAGGAAGACCGAGGCAUCUUCACCCUCGACAUCAAGAACUUGGAGUUCCUCGACCAGGCCGAGUGGAAGUGCGUCGCCAUGAACGAAUUCGGCCACAGUGUCACCUCCUGCUUCCUCAAACUGAUCAUCCCUAGGCACUUUAAGAAACCAAGAUUCUUGGAGAACCUUCAGGCUAUCCUCUCUGAGGAAGGCGCUGUGAACUUAGAAUGCAAGGUCAUUGGUGUACCACAACCUGUUCUCAAGUGGUAUAAGGACGGCGAAGAGCUCAAACCUGGGGAUAUACACAGAAUCAUAUCCGGACAGGAUGGUACUUGUUGUUUAGGCACAUACACUUGUGAAGCGCAGAAUUGUAUGGGAAUCGCCGCCAGCUCCGCCUCGCUUCUCGGCUUCGACGACUCCAUGAAGACCAAGAAGAAAAUAGCAGACGAACAAGCAUUGCAAAGAAAUUUGUCGCUUAGUACGAUACACGAAGAACGAACCUCGCAGAUGUACGAUACCCCGGUGGGAGAUAUAACUCUUGACGAUAAAGGAGAGAUUUCAUUUUCAUUUGAUGGAAAAGAAGUCUCCGUAUCGUUGUACGAGACUCCGGAUUUAACUGAAGAAGAAGCACUUCAAAUAGUCGAGAUGUAUGCUGAUCAGCUGUCCGAGAAUGUUACUGAACAUAACGUUGUCGAGCUGCCACCGCUUAGGUUUGUUAAAGAAACAUCAACUUCAGGCAAUCUGCUCAUGGAAGCUAUCAUAAUUGAUGUGUCUCCAGAAUACUUUGCAUCGCCUGAAGAAGACUUAAGAACGGAGGCUGAUGUAGAAGAUAUUUCAAUAGCAGAUGAAAAUGGCGCACCUCAACUAUCAUUAGACACAGAUUUAGGCGAAGACUAUUUAGAAAAAACUAUGGCUCUAUUAUCGGAUGAAAAGUCUGAUAUGCCUAAAAAGGUGGCUAGAAAGAAGUCAGAUUCUCUAAGAAGUGGAGAAGAUUUCUUUAGUUUAUCUCGAGAACAAUCAAUCUCUGAAGAUAGAAGAGAUGACGAUACGCAAGUUAUGUCUGAAAGUGAUUUGGCUAGUUUUGCUAGCGCACGAAGUUACGGAAAACAUAAAUCAAAAUCUUCUCGACGAUCAGUUGAUGAUGGCAGAGAAUCAUCAGAAACGAAAACAAUUCUACAUAAAGUUGAUGUAGAAGAGGUUAUGGAAGUUAAAUCUGAUAUUAAAGAAAUCAAGGCUGAGGUACAAGAAACUGAACAGAAGAGAUCUGAAACGGAAACCCCUGUAAUGAAGCCAAAGCGAGAACGGCGAAGUAGUAGGGGUUCUCGACGCUCUAGCUCAGGUAGCGAGAAAUCUUAUAGUAAAGCUAGAGAAGAGUUGUUACAAGUAAGGGCAGAGAUAGAGCCCAAACCUAAAAUGACAGAUGAAGAAUUUAAGAGCAAAGUAACUGAAGUUAGUUCGACAGUAUCUAAAGCUAUUAAUGAUGUGCAAAUCAUUGAACGAGAUAUAAUAUUGAAAUCAGAGUUAAUGUCAUCUGCUGCCACAGCUUCGAGAAGUUUAGAGAUCAUAAGCAGUCUGAUCACUCCUCUAUCUGAAAUACACAGUAUAGCAGAGGCUGCCAAGGAAUCUCUACAAGCUAAAGAAGUUACUAAUAUAUUCAACAACCUUCCUCAAUCGAUGAAAGCUUUACAACAAUCCCUAACCAUAGUUGAAAAAUGUAUCGAUAUGGAAGGCGAAAACAAGACUCUUGUAAAAAAAACCUGUGUGGCAUUUAUAGAGACGUGUGGUAACGAAAUUCAAAAAGUUAUGUCGGAUAUUAACUCCGUCGCCUUGACAGACUAUCUACAGGCAGACGAAAGCGUUAUAAGAGAAAUCCAAACUUUAACGAAGGAAAUGAUUAACGUUAUAAAGUAUUCAUCAGAUACUAUUAAAACAAGAAACCUUUUGAGUGAAGCAAGUGAAAUAAAGACAGAAGAGACAUCAGUAGAUGCAAAGCACCUUAAGGACACUCAAAAAGCUGUGUUUGAGUUAAGAAGUCCUGUUAACUCCUUACUUUGCAUAGCUGAGAGUGCAGAAAGUGGAAAAAUGAUAGAUGUUACGAAAAUCAAAAACAGUGAAGUAAUACUCAAUGACAUGUCUGCCUCGAUACAAGACUUACAAGUAGCUUUAGAGCAGAUAGAGUCACUAUCAGUUAAAGAAUCGACGACCUCAUUAAACAAGUACAAUACGGAAAUAAUAGAAACAGUUAUGGAUUCCGUUCUAAAACUGAGGAUGUCAUUUGAACAGUUGUCGACGGAAACAAGAAGUGAAGACGAUAAGUUAGUUUUGAAACAGGCUUUAACUUCAAUAAAGCAGAAUUUAAGUGAGAUUUCAACACACAUUGAUAAAAUAGAGAGUAAUGUUGGAAGAUUCGAUAUCCUCCAAAGCGACAAUAAACUGGAAGUCUUACAAAAAAUGGCUCAAAUACUUAUAGCGUUAGAAAAUAACUUACCUCGUCUUGAAUCUUUACCCGAUAUUAAGCUACAUUUGGACUUAUUCCAUAAAAACCUUACGAAAGUUUUGGAAAAUGUAAUUGAGAGUAAUGAAGCUAAGAAAUAUUUCUCUUUGACAGAAAUAUGUGAUGUUGUUAACAGAGUGAACGCAGCUAUCAAAACUAUAGAUUCGGAUAGCAUAUUGUCUUUGGCGAGUCUCAAUAAUACGAUGAGGAUAGUCCAAGAUCACUUUAUUAAUAAUAUAUUUGAUUCUGAGCUGAAUUGUGCUAUAUUGAGCAACAUCAAUGAUGUAUUGGUAGAUAUACAAGAAACUAUUAAUCAAGCUGAUGAAGUCAGCUUACACAUUGACUCUGAACACAUUAUUACACAAGAUAUUUCAUGGUACGAAACUGGUAAAGCCGUCGUUGCACUAGAGCGUAUAGAACACACCAUAGCAGCUAUAAAUAAAGUUAAAUCUCUUGAAUGUGCAAAAGAACUAAAAGACGCCAUGACACCAGUUCUAGAAAAUGUAUGUCCAGUAUUAGAAGAGCUUAAGCGAAGUGUAGCAUCCAUAGCUUCAGGACGAGUUGAACAGGAUGAGAAUAUUUUUGAGAUGGCUGAUGUGCAGUCAGUAGCGCAGACUUUAGCCACGCCUCUAUGUGAAUUAAAUGAAAAUAUUGUGGUUAUAAAUCAAACUAUACUAGAACAUAUUGAGAGCUUGAAAGAAAACAGUGAAGUCUUUGUAACAGUAGCAGAACCACUACAUGAAUUGCAAACAACACUUGAGACAUUACAGCAAGUUGUUAUAUCACAAUACGGAGAGGAUGUGACGCCGUAUGAAGUUAGUGUGAAUAUGGCAAAUGCUGUACAAAAUCUUCACAGCUGUAUUGUAAUGAUCCGUGAACAAGGUGGCAUAGAAACCGCUGACGAAAUGUCGACUCUAGAAGACAUAUCAGGCAUAAAAACAACUGCUGAUACUUUACCUUCAGAUCGGUUAGUAUUACCUGCAGCUACCGAGAUAACCGCUGAGCAGGCAGUAAGUUCUUUACACCAAGACAUUGUACCAUCUGCUACAGCUCAAGCAUUACAGUCUUUAAAUGAUCAUAUCACAGUUUUACAGAAUCCUGAUGUUAUUGAUGCUUUAGACACAUUAUCUGAAGUUAGCGAUUACUCAAGCUUAAAAUCUGUUGCGCUAGGCUUAGGAGAGCUUCAUUCUGGCAUACAAGAGAUAUUGCAUCCCUUUAUUUUGGAGACUUCAGAUGAAAUGGCUCAUUUGAAUACGUCGAAGUUAAUGGCCAUUGCAGAACCUAUGCAAGACUUACAGCAAUGUUUGUCUGUACUAGAUGUUACUAAUAUACCAAUAUACGAACACAUUCUUGAAAUGGCGUCGGACAAAAUACAUUCCGUUUUUCAAAGUAUCGCAGAAUUCAAAGAAAAUCUCGACAAAUGUAUUCAUGCUGUAUUUCCUGCGAUGGAGACUGCCGAUAAAACGAUUGAAAUAUCAAACAAGGUAGAAAGUUUACGCACUGUGUGUGAACAUCUGAAGGAUAUAAUUGAAAACGCCAAGGCAAUAUCAACGGAAGCACCAGUUAAACAAGAGGUUAUUGCUCUUGAAGAGACAGUAAACAACUUACUAGAUGCGACAGACGUGUCUAAGGGAAUAAAGAUAGAACAAGUCAAAUCGGUUACUCAAGAACUAUAUGAAAAUGUUAUCAACGUACAAGAGGAACUUAUUCAGUUUACACCUCAGGCGCCAGAAAAAUUAGCCAGAGAAGCAAACCUGAUACAAGUUAUAGAUAAAGUUGAACGAAACAUAGCUGUUUUAGAAGAAUAUGAUUUUGUUGAUUUAUCACGAACUUCCGAUAUGUCGUGCACUUCGCCCCAGAUUGCUCUUGAGAUAGAAACAGAUGCACUGAUACAAAUGGAUGAUGUAGUGCAAUGUGCUGUCGGUAUUAUUCAGGAUUCAAGUAAUGAAACACCCGAAGCCGACUUGAUGAUGGUAGAAGACUUCUUCAAAAACUGUAAAAAUGAGUUUGUUCUGCUUCGGUGUUUGUUGACUAAAAAGCUGAGCCAUAAGAGGAUCAUACGGCUAUUACAAGAAUUUAAUGCUUUGAAACAAACUAUCAACGAUUUUAAAAUAAAACAAAAAGAACUACACCUAGCUGAAGAUAUUAGUAAUUCUCUUAAUACAUUUUUUGGCUAUUGCAAUGAAUGCCUGAGCAGCGUUCAAGACUCACUCAUUAAGAUAGUUGAUUCGCAAUCUGAUUUACUUUUCAAGGCGCCUAUUACUAAGCUUGAUGCUACAAAAGAGGUGCUCAGAGAAAUUCUUGAAAGCAGUAAAUUUACACCUUUAGAAGAUGUGGCCCAACGUUUUGUCAAUAUCAUAGAGAUUGCAAAGCCUUGUCUGCAGAGAGUCGAAACUGUCAUCCAUGAAGAAAUUAAAUAUAAUGCAAUAGUUGUUGAAGAUAAGGCUUUACUGGCGGCGAUGGACGAUGCAGAAACAUUUAUAGAAGAACAAAUACUAACCAAGUCUGAGCUCACAGUAGAAUCUAGAGAAAUAUUACAAAAAGUUUUAGACUGCAUUCAGAAACACCACGAUUAUAAGGAUGCCACAGGCACGGGUAAAGCGCUUAUACUCCUUAAGUGUCUCGCUGAGUGUUCUGAUAUUUUGCAACAAAGUAUGUCGGAAUCCAAACUAGAAAUAAAAGAACACAAAUUUGAAGAUUCUGCUUUAAAAAAUGUGCUAGCAGAAAUGUUGGCCCCUCUUCAAGCAUUGCAUCAUCAUCUGCUGAAUAUACAAGAGCAGGUAUCAACUGGUAUGGAAGAUGAAGUUAUGUCAGUUGAUCUCACCUCAACAGAAUCAUUUGCACAAGCUAUGGGUGAAAUACAACAAGAUAUAAAACAGUUAGAACAGCACGUUUCAGAGGGCACUGUAGUUGAUAGCGCGGAAAAGACAAUGAUACUGGAACUGGAUAAAGAAAUUCAUACAAUACAAGAUAGUAUAAAGUCCAUUGAAAAUGUUACAAGUGAAGACAAGGAAAAGGUUUCCAAGCCGAUGGCGGAAAUAGAAAAAUCUUUGAAAACAUUGCUAGAGACGGAGAGUAAGGCAGCGGCCAAGGAUGAGACUCCUGACUUGGUGCAAAGUGUCGACAAGUGUAUCGAACUCAUUGAAAUUGUUGAAGAAAUAUCAACCAUCAUGAAAAUUGAUAAUGUUACUGAAUCUGCAAAACUUGCUCAAGAAUUACGUGAAAGUGUAAUCAGUAGUCAAGUUGAACAACUGGAUGCCACAAAGGAGCUUGGUGAAGAAAAUAGAGAAAUAAGUAUGCAACAAGCUAGUGUAGCUACGAAAUUAAAAGAUGCACUCACAUCGAUUCAAGUGCAAGUUAUAGAGAGUACAAAAGAGUUAGAGCCUGAGCUUAAAAAUCAGGUUGUACUGCGAAUCGAGCAAGCUGCUGAACAGUUACAAGAUUUAAUCACACUGGCAGAAGUUAAGGCCGAGGAACCAAAACCAAUCGAAGUUCCUGCUGAUUCAAAUAAAACUGAUACGGAAAUAAGAGAAGGUAAACUUUCAGUCCAACAAAUUGAAACAAAAGUUACUGAAGAUGUAAAACUUGAAACGGCUAUGAUUUCUGAAGUGAAACAAUUAGAUGAAGCUGAAGAAGUUGACAAAACGAUUAUGGGACAAGUUAACAUUGAAAAAGCUCAAGUUGAAGAUACAAAGGAAGUAUUGGAAAAGACCCAAGUGGCAGAUGAAAUAGAGGUAUCUGAAAAAUUGGUCACUGCAGAAGAAAUUAAUUCAGCGCCAGUGAUUGAGGCUGAGAAAGCUAAAUUUGUUGAGGAAGAAAAGGAAGCAGCGGCCAUAAAUGAAAACAAAUCGGUGAUAUCUGCAGUUGACCUUGUGCAACGCAUCGAUGAAUAUCUCACUCAAGAUUUAGAAAAAACCGAUUUAGCCGGUGACAUUAAUGAAAAAACUAAAAUCGUUAAAAUAGCGAAUGAAUUGCGUGAAACUUUAAGUAUUGCUGAAACCAGUGAACAAGUGGAACUAAUGAAAGAACUACAUGAUUUAGUUAUAAAACAAACUGAACAUGUAUCGGGGUUAAUAACUGACGUCAGUGAGCAAUCAUCAAAUGCUACAAUCCGUUUAUGUAAUACUUUAGCUAAUGCAAUAAAUGUAUGUCAAAAAGAUAAUGAAAGACUAGAAGAAAUAACCAAGCUAACUAGGGAAAUAAGUAAAAAAAUUGAGACGGAAUCAGGAGAAAAUAUUCCUGAAAAAGUAUCUAAAGAUACGAUCCAAGAAGAAGAAGUAUGGAAGGAAUCAGACAUAGAGAAAAUUGACCAAAGUAUUAUUGAAGAAAGCCAACAAAUGGUCAGUGAUGAACAUAUAACUGACGUUACUGUAGCUAAUCUGGAAAACAAAAUCAAAGAAUCUAAGGAAGAGAUAAAACUAGAAGAAAAUGAAAUUGCUGAAUCUAAUGCAGCUGAAAUAAGUUUGAUGGAGCCACCCAUUGAAACACAUGACGUUGUAUCGCCAGAAUUUGCAUCAGAACAAUUGACUGCAACUGUUGAUUUGGAAAUAAAUAAACUUGAUCGCGCUGGUGCUAGUGAAAAAGUUAUCACUGUUGUAGAUGACAAGGAACACAUCCAGUCAGACGAAUCUGCUGAAAUAAGCACUUCCUUUAUUGAAAUAGAGGAAAUUACGCCUGAAAUAAUUGAGGAAAAAGGACAUGUUUUGGCAGAAUUACUGAAAGUAGAAACUUUGAUGGACAAUCAAAAAGAACAGAAAGAAAUAACUUCAGUCGAAGUCAAGCAAAUCGAAGACGGCAUGCAAGAACUCGGUACUAUUUCCACAGUUGAGCCUAUUCCAGAAAUGCAAGAAGCCAUUUCAGCUCCUGUCAAUGUGGAAAACGAGAAAGUGAUAGCUUCUAAAGCUACAGUAAUUUCAGAAGUUGCUCCUGAUGAAGUACACGAUAUGAACACUAGAGAAGAUAAAAAGCCCCAAACUAUUAAGCCUCUAGAAUUAACUGAAACGGGUCUUGAGAAACCUGAUAUGAUAGAAGCCUGCGAAGUUGAUACAAGCAUUUUGCCAGAACUCAAAGUUGCAGAAGCGACGGAAGAAACCAUACAAGAUCUGGAACUAGCUACUGUUGCAGAUAGUCAAGCGCUUGCAACGUCCAUAGAAACACUAGUAACACACUUAGAUGAAUUCAUAACCGAAAGUUGUAAGACUGUCGAUGUCUUCGUUAUGAAUAAAGAAUUGGAAGAAUCUUUAUCACUGGCAAGAUCAUUGGAACAUGAUCUCAAAGAUAACAAUAAUAAGGAAGUAGUUAAAGAAAUAGAUGAACAACAGAUCAAGUUAUCCAUUGAACUAAAAGAGGCGUUAACCCGAAUAGAAAUUGCUGCACUCGAGAAUAUUGGAGAUGUAGUAAAUAGAGAGGAAUUAAUUCAAAAAGUAGCAGAAGUUACUGACGUUUUAAGAUCUGAUUUGGACGGUAUCAUUAAAAUUUCACAAGUAGCUAAACAGGAUGCUAAGACAAAUGAAAAUAAUCAAGCGGUGCCUCAUACUGAAGAAGAAAGUCAAAUAUAUAAAAAAGAAUUUGUGUCUGAGAGUGCAUCUGCAAGAGAAACCGUUACAAGAACAGAUCAUUCAGUUGAUAAUGCAUUAGAACUGACAGUUGACACUGGUGAGCCCGUAGUAGACGUUUGUGAAAGCAAAACCAAACCUGAAGAAUUGCUUGAAAAGCCAAACGAUUCUCAAAGUGAAAUUAUUCCAGAAAAGUUGGCAGUUAUUCAUUCAGCUGAAUGGCAAAGGGAAAUGGCAAAAGAUUCCGAACUCAAGGAAGUAGUUAUAGCUAAUAUCGAAACGUUUAUGGAACACAUUAACGAGUAUGUGUCUGAAAAUAUGUCAGACAUAUUACGAACAUUAUCUAAUAUUGUACAAAGCGAGGCGAUGACACAAUCCAUAACAAUAGCUAAAGAAGUGCAGAAAAAUUUCCAAAAUUUUGAAAAUAUUCAAGAUUUUGAUAAGAAAACUGUAGAAAAUAUAGAACUUCUUGAAAAAUUCCAAAAUGCAUUAGUAGUUUUACAAGUUUACACGAAUGAUGCCACAGAAGAUCUCAAAUCGAAUCUUGGAGAGGGUUUAUCUGAUUUGGCUAAAUUAACAACACACCUCAGUGCUGAUUUAGAAUCACUAGUAUUUCAAGCCAAAUUAGUUUUAUCUAAAUCAAUAACAAACAAUGCUACCGAAACGCUUGUAGUAGACAAAUUUUCAGGAGAAACUACUUCAAAAGAUUCCACUGAAAAUCAAACUUCUAAAGACAUUCAUCAGUCUGGUAAGGUAGAUGAAAAAAACAUAUUGGAACAAUUUAAUUCUCAAGAUCAACCCAUAUCUGAUCAACCCGUACUGGAAGCGACCAACAUUUCUGAAAAUACGCCUACUGCAAGUGAAGCGGAAAGCAUAGAUGAAGUAGCAUCACUAGAACUAUUGACAACAUCAGUAAGUGAAGCAACCGAAAGACUGGCGGCCAUACUGACACAAUCAAUCAGAGACGAAGAAUUACAAAAACACCAAGAUCAAUACGAAACCCAGCCAAUUGAAAGUAUAGAACGUGUGAAAGACACAAAUCUUAGUCCGAUUACCUAUCAAGUCCAGGAAGAAAAUGUAAACCCCGCAAUAAAGAUGGAGGAUAUGAAAGAUGAAACAACUGAAAAUAAAAUGAAAAUGCCAAUUGAAACACUUUUGCAACACCUCAAUGAAUACACAACCGAAAUCACACACACACUACAAUCUAUACCACUUGAUACUGAAAUCGUCGAUGAAUCGUUACAUUCGGCAUACGAUUUGAUUAUGAUUAUUUCGGAUAUCGAUGCUGUUGAAGAAGAUCAUGGUAAAUAUUUUGAACUGACUGACAUGGAAUCUAGUCAAGAUAUACAAGUCCCUUCUGUAGCCCAACAACAUGUUGAUGAAGAUAGAGAAAAUAAAGUAACUGUUACAAAUGUCGAAGUAGUAAAACUCCAAAACGAGCUUUUAGAACAGACUAAAACUAUUGUUGCCAAAAAUACCGCAGAUAUACCAAAACUUGCUACAAAACUUCAAACGGCUUUGAGUGUCAUAGAAACAUACGUCCUAGAAAACAUCGAAGAAAAGCCUGAAUUGCAAAAGUUAACUGCUGUCGUAACAAACUUAAAGUUGGGUUUAGAAAAUUUUGAACUUUCAUCUAUUACAAAAGAUCAAAUACAUGAAAACGCUAAAACUUCGCAUACAGUAGAGUAUAAAGUGUCAGAAUUUUUGUCAGAAGUAACUACUGAACAAGAAAAAAGCAAAAUAAGUCAACUUGAAGAGACAGAUACUGACCUUUUCAUUGUUUUGGAUAAAAAAGAUAAACUUAUAUCUGAAACGAAUGUGCAAGAAUGCAUUUGUAUUACAGAUGAAGAAAACAUAGAAAAUAAAACAGUAGAAGAUAAAAAAUAUUGUGAAGAAGCAGUUACAAAAGUUACAGUUGAUUUAGAUUCUACCGCAGAUUUAUUCGAAGAUGCUAUUGUAAUAGAAAUUCCUACCCUAUUAGAAUCUAUUGUUGAUAAAAAAGAUGUUACUAUUGAAACACCUGUGGCAUUGGACACUACUUCGGAUUUAUUUGAAGAUGCUAUUUCUAUAGAAUCACCAAGAGUAUGUGAAACUUCAAUCAAAAAAGAUGAGGUCGUUAUUGAAACUCCAAUCAUUCUGGAAUCAGCUACAGAGGCAGAAUUUAUAGCUGCUAAAGAUAUGUUGUCAAAUUUGUUAGAAACUCCACAGCAAACGGAACAAGUGGUAACUGAGACAGCGAUAGUUUUAGAAUCUGUAACUAAAAAAGAAGACUUAGAUAUAUCUGCGGUACUUUUAGAGCCUUCCAUUGAAACAAAUGCUUGCAUGUUAAGUCCAACAAUCUUGGAAACUACAACCAAUAUUUUAGAAGAAAUUACAGCUUUAACACCCACAGUUACAGAAACUGUGAUUGACAAAAUUGAGAUUAAAUCUUCUACAGUAUUAGAAAAGCCUGAUGCUGUCUCAGUUGUUACAGAACAAGUUGCAGCGGAAUCUGCAAACAUCAUAGAAACAACUCCUGUUGUAAAAGAAGAGGAAAAAGUACUAGCAAUUGCAGAAACGCCUGAUAUUUUAGAAACUACUAAAGAUAUUUCCGAGAAAGAUCAUUUGAUGGAGUCAACUGUUAUAGAGAAUUCGUUUGAUAAAGAAGAAGUGUUGGUCGAAUUACCCGAUGUUAUACAACCUGCUGCUAAUUUGGAGCUACAAGCAGAAAUAGGCACAUGUGAAAUUUCCGAAAUGACCACGGAAUUGUCAGAAAGUUUGUCUGCCACAGAACUUACAAUUACAACAGAACAAGAGCAUUCAGUUAAACAUUCUGAAGCAUUAGUAAUAGAAACGCCAGAUAUUCUAGAAACAACUGCUGAUGUGCCUAAAAAGGAACGUUCACAAGAAACACCCACAAUAAUGGAAAAUAAUAUAGAAACAGAACCAAUUUCAGUGGAAUCAGUUACAAUCUUACAAUCCACGUAUGAAUUAGACAAAAUAGAAGCUAAUGAUUUCAUUGAAAAAAUAUUAAAAAAUGAAACAGAGAACUUUACGGAGCCAAUUCUAGGUAAGCAACUUAGUAUGGAGGAAUCACAUAAUAUUGCAGAAAAUUUAACCGAUAUGGAGCGGUCAGCUAUUGAUUCAACCUUUGAAGUUGCAGAAACAUUAAGUGAUUCAUUAGGCACGCUGCUUGCAGUAGAAGCACUAGCUGUAAAAGACGUUAAUUCUGAGCAAGUUACAGCAGAACCUACUGUAUCUUCUACGGAUACAGAUAAAGCGAUCGUAAUGGAAACAAUUGUUUUAGAAACAACGAAUGAAUUAGUGGGUAACGUCUCGUUGAUGGAGACACACAAUAUUAGGGAAAGUAGUAUAAUUACAGAACAUACUAUAUUCGAUAUACCUAAUGUAUUAGAAUCUGUAAGUGAUUUGGAAAAAAUAGAUGGUACUGAAACUACUGAUGCUGUUGAAGUAAGCACUGAUUUGAAUCAGGCUACUAUUGCAGAUACCCCUAAUAUGGUACAUUCAGAUGUAGAAAAACCUAUGGAAUUUAUUUUGGAGACAGAUAACAUGAUCGUAAUGGAAACAGCUGUUUUAGAAACAACAAAUGAAUUGGUGGAUGACAUGUCGUUGAUGAAGACGCACAAUAUCACGGCAAGCAGUUUAACUACAGAGCAAACAAUAGUAGAUACACCAACUGUAUUAGAAUCAGUAAGUGAUUUAGAAAAAUUGAAUGUGACUGAAACUACUAAUUCUGUUGAAGCAAGCUCUGAUUUAAAUCAGGCUUGUAUAACAGAAACCCCGACUAUGGUACAUUCAGAUGUACAAAAACCUAUGGAAUCUAUUUUGGAGACAGAUAACAUGAUCGUAAUGGAAACAGCUAUUUUAGAACCAACAAAUGAAUUAGUGGAUAGCAUGUCGUUGAUGGAGACACAUAAUAUCAUGGAAAGCAGUAUAAUUACAGAAAAAAUAAUGGUAGAUACACCUACUGUAUUAGAAUCUGUAAGUAAUUUAGAAAAAUUGGAUGUGCCUGAAACUACUGAUGUGGUUGAAUCAUGGUCUGAUUUGAGUCAGGCUACUAUUACAGAAACCUCGCCUAUGGUACAGUUAGAUGUAGCAGAAUCUACUAUGGAUACAGAUAAAGAGAUUGUAAUGGAAACAGCUGCUUUAGAAACAACAAAUGAAUUGGUGGAUAACAUGUCGUUGAUGGAGACGCACAAUAUCAUGGCAAGCAGUGUAAUUACAGAUCAAACAAUAGUAGAUACACCUACUGUAUUAGAAUCUGUAACUGAUUCAGAAAAUUUGGGUAUGACUGAAACUACUAAUGCUGUUGAAGCAAGCUCUGAUUUGAAUCAGGCUUGUAUAACAGAAACUUCGACUAUGGUACAGUCAGAUGUAGCAAAACCUUCUAUGGAAUCUACUCUGGAUACAGAUAAAGUGAUCGUAAUGGACACAGCUGUUUUAGAAACAACAAAUAACUUGGUGGAUAACGUGUCGUUGAUGGAGACGCACGAAACCACGGAAAGCAGUAUAAUUACAGCGCAAACAACAGUAGAUAUACCUACUGUAUUAGAAUCUGUAAGUGAUUUGGAAAAAAAUAAUGUGACUGAAACUACUGAAGCUGUUGAAGCAAGCACUGAUUUGAUGCAGGCUACUAUUACGGAAACUCCGACCAUGGUUCAUCCAGUUGCUGAAAAUAAUAUGAAUGAUGACGAAUUAUCCAAUGUCAAACAAACUGUUACGGGUUCAAUUCUAGAAGCUGUCGAGAAAGCAUUUGAAAUUACGGAAAUAGCAACAGAUCUCCAAGAAAAAGUUUCAGUAUUCGAAAUACCUACUUUGACGGAUAUACCUACUGGUACGGAAGAAGUAUUAGCAACCUCAGCUCCCAUUUUACAAUCUCCUAUAGUAACCGAUGAAACUGUUAUGGAGGUUCCCGAUGUCUUGGCACGAACCUCUGAUUUAUUAGAAAAUAUAGUUUUGGUUGAAACCCAAAAUGUUACUGAUGUAAAUAAAAAUAAGGGGCAGAUUAUAGUAGAAUCACCCACUAUUUUACAAUCAGUAACAGAUAUGGACAAAAUAGCUACAUUAGAAAAACCUACUGUGGUGGAAACAUCACUUGAUCUGAUAGAAAAAGUCUCUAUCAGUGAAACUCCUACUGUAUCAGAUCCUGUCUUAGACAAUGAAUUGACAAAUGAAAAUAUAUCUGAUAUCAAACAAUCUGUUACUGAUUUGAUACAAGAAGCUGUAGAGCAAACAUGUCAUAUUACAGAAACACCAUCAGAUGUACUACAAAAAGUUUCUGAAGUGACACCGGCUGUAAUACACCCCACAUCUGUUUUGAAAUCUUCUAUGGAGUUGGAGCAUUUUGUUGCACCAGAAACUACAGAUGUCCUAGAAACAGAAAAUGUGACUCAAGUCGAACCACAGACUCUUGCAGCUAGCAACAUAAAUGAAGAGCAAAUUGUAGUCGAAUCACCGAUUGUGUUACAAUCCACAACUGAUAUAAAAGAAAAAGAUGAUAUAGAAGCAACUAACGCCACAAUUACGUCAACAGAUAUGUUUGAAAACGUGUCUAUCAUGGAGCCACUAUCUAUCUUAGAACCUAUUGAUGAACAAUCAGUGGUAGAUACAGCUAUCCAGGAAUCGGCACUAGUCACAGAAGACAGUCUUGACAAACAACAAGCUGACAGCGAGACUCCAAUUAUUGUUAAUGAUACUUCGAAUAUAGAUACUAGUAGCGCAGUUGCUGCGAAACUUACUGAAGAACCAUUAGAAUCAGUAAAGAAUUCACAACAAAUAACAGAGACUUUGAAAACCGCUGAUUUUCAACAGGAAUUAACCGUACCGGUUGAAAUCAGUGAAGCCCGGUCAGAAGAGGAUAUCCAAAAACCAAUUGAAACGGCCACUCUUGUUCAACACAUAGACGAGCUAACUUCAGCUUCAAUUGCUGAAACCGUCGAGGUUUUAUCAAAAGUCAUUGAUGUCAGUGAACUUAAAGAGUCAAUAGCGGUUGCGAAUGAAUUAAAGGACAGUUUCAUUGAAGUUGAGAAAGUUAAAACGGAAGAAGUUUCGAAAGAACAGGCUAAAUUGGUUGAAAAACUUCAAGGAGCUUUAGAAGCUUUUCAAGCCAUUGUUGUAGAAAAUACUGAGAAUAUUGCUCAAAAUUUGGAUGUAAACGAAUGGGCCAAAGUAAGCGAAGUUGUAACACAUUUACAAGAUGAUUUGGCUAGAGCAACUAUUACAGAACCAACGACUGAAAUGGCAGGAGAAUCAAUGCACCACCUCGAAACCUUACUCCAAGAGGUCACCGACAAGAUCGGAACCACGGAGCGAUCUUCAGACGACACAGAAUCAUUACGUGACAAUCUCGACGAGAUCCAAACCGUGAUCAUUAAGCUGAAGAGAGAUUAUGAUGGUGCAUCGAAUGACACGCUCAAUGAAACUCUAGAGGACUUAGAGUGCAGUGUGAGGAGUGUCCAACUGCAGAUCACUGAGGACAGUCCACCAGAGCUGCUGCAAGAAGCUUGUGCAACAUUACAAUUGUUGGUUAAUAACAUGAGUGCUACAGAGGAUAUCACAGGUACUGUAGUAAAGGAAGUAAAAACAGAUAGUUUACUAGAAAAAUGCUCCGAUGAAACUGAGGCAACGGUAAAGUUACUAAACAUCGCAAUUGAAAAUAAAGGAGAUUUGUCAAAAAUAGUAGAAAAUCUUAAUGUUCUUAGGGAUGUCAUGCAACUUCUCAGAAAUAAUUUCUUAAAAGACGCAGACACUUUAAUUGACAAAGGCGUUGAAGUCAUACAAAGUUUAGAUCAAGUAGAAGAUAAAGUGUUUGCUUUAGAAAAGGAUAUUGUUGAUAUACCAGAAGCGAUAAAAGAAAGUAUAUUUAAUGCUGUACAUUCUGUAUAUGGCAGUAUCUCUAACAUGAGGAGUACUGUUCAAAGUAUACAGAAGAGAUACAUGUAUGACAACUACGGCAAACCAUCUGAAAGUAUGUUGAAAGCAAUAAAAAAUUUACAAAAUAAGAAAUAUAAAAACUUUUCGAAAUCCCUUCGAAAAGUUUUGAAUCAUUUUGAAGAUAUAAAGUUUUAUAUUAACUUGGAUAAAACUGCAAGAUUACCGAGUGACGCUGCAUUUACUAAAAUAAUUCUUAAUGAAUUAAAAUUAACUAUAAAUGAAACUAUUAAACCACAUUCCAUAUCCUGUCCAGAAGUUGCUAGAACUUACUUAGCAGCUAUUAAAGGCAUAGAAUCCAAUCUUAAUAAGAUAGAGUCCUUGACCACUUUAGAAGUAAAACAAAAAAUACCAAUUUUCAAAGAAAUAGCAACACUUAUUCUAAAAAUGUCUGAUGCAAUCGCUACAUCAUCUGAGAAAGAAGAUAUUGUUUUAGAAGACAGCUCAAAAGGUAAGCCUGAUAUUGAAACUCACGAAAAAGUUGAAGCCACAAAAUCAAAUGACCUGGAAGAUAAUAAAUUGGUUGAAACUGUACAGUUAUUAGAAAGUACUACAGAAGAAUUAAAGGUUGCAGAACAGCAAAUAGAUCAUUCGGCAAUUAGCAAUGAAGCCGAAAUUCUAGUAAGUGCAACAACUGACUCCUCUAGUGAAUUGAAUAUUACUGCGGAAAUAGUCGCUGAAGCAAAGACAGAUACCACAACAAGAGAUAAAAUUAUCAAUGAAAGUAUCAAUGAAAGCCUUAAAGAGGUUUCAAAAGACAGUGUACAGGAAGAUACUGCAACUCUGGCGAGUAAAGGUGAAGAAUCUCCGAAAGCUGAUCUUUCUGUAAAACAAGAGUUUCCAACAAUUGAGCCUCAGCCAAGUACAUCAAAACAGGAAGACAUGGAAUCAGUGUUAUCAAUCGCCAAAGAAGAACCAAGUGAAAAACAAGAACUGGCUACUAGUUUUGAACCAAGUGAAAGUAAAACUCAACAAGACAGUAUUAAGGCCGAGGCAAGCAUAACGAAAAACCAUAUAGAAGAGAUUCCUAAACCGGAAGAUAAGGACAUCAAAGAAGAACAAAAGGCAGAUGUUUUAGAAAUGAAAGAACAAGAACCAAAAACAGAAACAGAAAAACCAGCAGUAUCUAAGAAAAUCAAAAGCUUAAAACCAAAGAAAGAUGAAGAAACGCAAACAGAUGAUGAAGAAGAGGUUAUUAAAGAUUUAACCAAGAAAGCCCAAGAGACAAAUAUACAAAAGACGAAAACAGAUCAAGAUAUCGAUAAAACUUUGUUUGAAAAAGCACCUGAUGCCGAGCUUCAGGUCAGCACUUUAGAACAAUCAAAAGAAAUAGAAGUCUCUAACUCUCUCUCAGAAGUCAUAAACAACGAACAAGAGGAUGGUAAAGAUUUUCUCCAAGAGCAAAAAGCAAUCACAGAAAAGGAGGAAAUUGUAGUAAAGCAAAAGACCGAACAAGAAGAAAAAGACAAUAAGGUAGAAUUAACACAAAAAGAACAAUUAAAGUAUAAAGAUGAAUUUUUAGCUCAGGAAGAACGAGAAACACAACAUGAUAAGGGAGAUUCUGAGAAGAAAGUUGACACUUUAGCUCAAAAAGGUGUAUUAGAUAAUGAUCUUAAGGAAACACCAGAAAAGAAAGUUGUUAAUGAAGAAAAAGAACAAAUGGAGUCUGAUUUUAAGGAAGACCAACAAAACAAAGAACUUGUUCUUAAACCAGAGCAGUUACAAGACAGGUCUUAUCUAGCAGAGGUAGUUAAAGAAACUACUUCCAAAGAAGAAACAAUAGAAGACUUAAAAGUAGAAGAUAGGAAAGCCAUGCACGAUGAUAUUAGUAAAACUGACACUAAGAUAGAAAAGGAAAAUAGGAAAGGUAUGGAUGAAUUAGACACGGGCAAUGAUGCCAUACAUAAAGAAACAAAGGAUAGGCAAACUGAGGAACAAAAAGUUGAUAAGGCUGACAUUGACAAAACCCAAGAUGAGAAAGAAGUAAAAUUAAAACAAAUAGAAGAAGCAAAAGAGGCUCUGCUUAAGAAACAAGAAGAAGAAAAAGAAGCUAAACUUAAGGCAAAACUAGAGAAGAAAGAAGCCAAGCUUAAAAAAAUACAAGAAGACAAAGAGGCUAAGCUUAAAAAAGAACAGGAAGAAAAAGACGCUAAAAUUAAACAAGAACAAGAAGAGAAUGAAGCGCGUCUUAAAAGAGAGCAAGAUGAUAAAGAAGCAACACUUAGGGCUGAAGAAGAAGAACAAACGCAGGCCUCAUUUAAGAAAGAACAAGAGAAAAUUGAUGCUAAAGUUAAACAAGAAGAAAAAGAUAGUCAGCCUACAGAAAAGCAUGAAGAAAGCAAAGCUAGCAUUAAGAAAGAGCAAGAAAAUAAAGAGACUAAACUCAAACAGGAACAAGAGAGAGAUGAAAAGACUGAACUACGCGAAGAUAAACUUAAGGAAAAACAAAAAGAACUUGAUGUUGCUCCAAAACAGAUACAGCAUGAUCAUGACCUUCCGAAGUCCGAAGAAGUAAAAGGAUCAGAAGAGACUACGCUCAAGAAUGAAUACGAAGCAAAUAUUAAAAUUGAACAAAAAAAGAAUGAAACUACUGUUCAAAGAGAAAUGGAUGAGCAAACAAAAAAACUACAAAUCGAAGAGGAGAUGAAAGAGGAUAAACUCGCAAAAGAACUGGCUGAGAAAGAUUCUAAGGUCAAAGCAGAAGAUAAAACAGAAGAAGUUGCUGCUAAACAAAUUAUGAAGGAGCAAGAAACCGAGCUUAAACUAAAAGAAGAAGAAAAAGAGGCUAAGCUCACAAAAGACAAGGAAGAAAAAGCAAAGGUUGUACAAGAAAUGAAUGAAGCUGCUGUCAGGAAAGAAAAGGAGGAGCAAGAAGCUAAACUUAAAGUAGUUGUUGAAAAUAAAGAGACUCAGCUCAAAAAAGAACAUAACAAACAAGAUGCAAAGGUUAAAACGGAAGAAGACGAUAAACUGAAAAAAGAAUUAGAAGAACAUGAUGCUACACUUAAAGAAGAUCAAGAAAAGGAAGAAUCUGCUCUAAAGAACGAAGUUAUGAAGAAGGAAAAUCAGUCCGUUGUUGAACAAGUAAAAGAAGCAAAAGAAUCACUUAAUAAAGAUACACAGGAGAAAAUGCCCGGCCUCAAAGAAGACCAAACGACAAGAGAUGAAGAGCAAAAGCAGGUACUAGAGGAGGAAAAAGAGUCUAUUCUCGAAAAGCGGGAUGAUUCGGAGCGUAAAAUAGCUCAGGAUGAAACAGAAGCCAAGAUUGAAGAUCAAGUACAUAAAGAUACAUUGCUUCAAGAAAAACAAGAAGACAUAGAUAAUAAGUCACAACAAAAAGAGACAAGAAAGGGAGAAGCUGAACUUUCAACACAGGAAAAAGAGAACGAUAUUACGCCUAAAACGGAACAGGAGAAAAAAGAUGCAAAACUGAAGCAAGAAGAAAAGGAGGCACAUCUUAUGAAACUUCAGGAAGAAAAGAACGCCAUUCUUAGAGCUGAAGAAGAAGAAAAACAAAACAGGCUUAGGAAAGAUCAAGAAGAAAACGAUUUCAAACUGAAGAAAGAACAGGAAGAGAAAGAGGCUCAGAUCAAGAAAGAACAAGAGGAAAGAGAUGCACAACACAAGAAAGAACAAGAAGAACAAGAAAUAAAACUGAAACAAAUACAAGAAGCCAAAGAAGCUCUGCUUAAGAAACAAGAAGAAGAAAAAGAAGCAAAACUUAAGGCAAAACAAGAGAAGAAAGAAGCUAAACUUAAAAAAAUACAAGAAGACAAAGAAGCUAAGCUAAAAAAGGAACAAGAAGAAAAAGAUGCUAAACUUAAACAAGAACAGGCAGAAAAAGAGGCUCAGCUUAAGGAAAAACAGGAAAUGGAAGCUAAACUGAAGGCUGAACAAGAAGAAGAAGAGGCAGUCAUUAAAGAACAGGAACAAAAAGAAGAAAAUAUCAAGAAGGAACAGAAGGAAAAGGACGCUAAAUUUAAAUUGGAGGAACAAAAGAAAGAAGCUACCCUUAAAAAAGAACAAGAGGAGAAAAAUGCUAAGCUUAAAACAGAAAAAGAAGAAAAGGAUGCUGAGCUCAAGAAAGAGCAGGCGGACACAGAUGCUAAACUUAAAGUGGAGGAAGAAAAGAAAGCAGCUGCGCUUAAGACAGAACAAGAGGAGAAGGAAACUAAGCUUAAAGCAGAAAAAGAAGAAAAGGAGGCUAAGCUCAAAAAGGAACAGGUGGACAAGGAACUUAAAGUAGAGGAAGAAAAGAAAGCAGCUGCGCUUCAGACAGAACAAGAGGAGAAGGAAGCUAAGCUUAAAGCAGAAAAAGAAGAAAAGGAGGCUAAGCUCAAAAAGGAACAGGUGGACAAGGAACUUAAAGUGGAGGAAGAAAAGAAAGCAGCUGCGCUUAAGAAAGAACAAGAGGAGAAGGAAGCUAAGCUUAAAGCAGAAAAAGAAGAAAAGGAGGCUAAGGUCAAACAGCAACAGGCGGACAAGGAUGCUAAACUUAAGGUGGAUGAAGAAAAGAAAGCAGCUUCUCAAAAGAAAGAACAAGAGGAGAAGGAAGCCGAACAAAUACAGAAAGAGGCUCAACUCAAAAAGGAAAAGGAAGCAACUGAUGCGAAACUUAAAUUAGAACAAGAAUUGAAAGAAGCGAAACUUAAGAAAGAACUAGAGGAAGAGGAUGCGAAGUUGAAAGCAAAACAAGAACGGAAGAAAGCUAAGCUUGAAAAAAUACAAAAAGAUAAAGAAGCAAAGCUUAAGAAGGAACAAGAAGAAAAGAAUGCUAAACUUAAGCAAGAACAAGACGAGAGGAAGGAUCAGCUUAAGACGAAAGACGAAGACGAAAAGGAAGGUCUACUUAAGUCUGAACAAGAAGAAAAAACAGCAACGGUUAAGAAAGACAGUGAAGAACAAGAAGACAGACUAAAAAAAGAACAAAAGGAGGAAACUGAGGUAAAAAAAGAAAAGAAAAGUUCGGAGGAAAUAGAAGCCAAAAGGUCAGUCAAAAAAUCUGAAGCAGAAAAACUGGUAAGUAAACACGCGGAAAAGGAACGUGAAGAAACGGAAAAAGAGCACAUGAUUAAAAUGGGUACUAAAACGGCCCAAGAAGAGAUCGAUGAGAGAUCUAAACUCGAAAAAGAUAAAAACAUAAGAAAACCGAGUGCUUCCAAAAAUGACGAAAAACCGAUGCUCUCGGACACAUAUAAGGCAAAGGAUGAAAAGUUGAAUAAAGGUGAACGUGAAAUUGAUAUUCAAAGGAAAAGACAGACAUCAAUCGACAAGGAUAAGGAAGAGAUUAGAACCAGAGAUACUCGUCGUGAAAAUGGAGAUUUGUAUAGAGAAUCACAGAGAGAUGAUAUUAGCUCGUACAGAGAGAGGAAAGUAGAGAGUAGGGUUAAAUCAGACUCGCAUCAACAAAGGCACGAUGAAAAGCGUACUUUUGUAGACUACAGCGCCAAAGAUACCUCAGAAAGUCACUUACAAUAUCACAGAGAUGAUGAGAAACGUAGAUUCGUCGAUCAUAGUUCUAGAGACUACACCUCCGAGUUUGCAAGACCAUCUAACUAUAGAGAAAAAACUUAUGAACCUGACAAUUUCCAUGUCGAUACAGUUGGUAAAGGGAUGACUAUAUACAAAGCGCAAACUUUAGUGUUAGAUGCGGAACUACGUUCAGGACCGCUUCCAGACUUACGUUCAUCUGUACCCCGUCUUGAUUCUCGAAGAAGCGAACCAACAGAGAGAAGAACAGAUUUGAAACACAAAACGAAAGCGGUUAGUGAGGCAAGAAGCGUUUUAUCUGAAAAACGCUCAAGCAUGCCUCGAGAUGUGAGAAGAAAGCCCGUGUUUUCGACUUAUUUGACUGACAGAACUGCCGUGGAAGGCUCUAGAGUCAAAUUAACAUGUAGUGUACUUUCGUCCGCCGAACCUACUAUCACUUGGUACAAAAAUGGGGUGUUGAUCGAUAAUAAAUUAAAAUAUAGAACCAAGUUUGUAGAUGGCCUUGUUACUCUGGAAGUUUUGAACGCAGUUCCAGCAGAUUCGGCAGAAUAUAACUGUACGGUGGAGAACGAAAAUGGAUCCGUCAGUAGUACAGCUACUUUGAAAGUGUACCCCAGUUUUGAGGCGUCGCCGAUACCGCCGACUUUCACAAGAUCAAUCAGAGACACUUACCACCUCGCCGAAAACGAGCUGGUCCUCGAAUGCCGCAUCCGCGGGCAGCCGCUUCCCACCAUAACCUGGCUGAAAGACGACCGACCAAUCACCGACGACCGGUACCAGGCCUACUACCUCGCCGAUGGAGUCUGCCGGAUAGCUAUAAGUCGUCCGGUACCAGAGGACAGCGGGAAGUAUACCUGUAAGGCGGAGAAUUCGGUCUGGUGCGAUCAGAUCACGCAUGCCGUCAGUUUUACUGGUAAAGAAACUCGUCUGAGCCCCAACAUCCAGACAAUCGAGCGUUCCCGCUUCACCCGGCAAGCCAUGGAGUCCCGCCGUCCCCAUUUCACCAACGUCCUCACCGACUACAAGGUCGCUCGUGGGGGCACUAUAGGUCUCCAAGUCGAAAUCCGAGGAUGCCCCACAAGAGUCGAAUGGCUCAGAGAAGGGAAAUCUGUGACAGAUGUGUAUAGAAAUGCUAAGACUUAUGUGGAGCAAGGAUUAUAUACGCUAGCUUUAUCUGAUGUCACUGACAAGGAGUCGGGUCUAUACACGUGCAGAGCAUGGAGUAUGCAUGGGAAUGUGGAUAUGAAUGCCGCGAUAACGGUGGUCCAUCCUGAGUUAGACGGGAAACCGGCUAUAAUUGUUGGAAGACCUGAGAAAGAUGUGUUGAUAUCGGUGGGGGAGGACUUGAAUAUUUCUUUCAGGGUGCAAGGGGAACCGAAGCCUAAAGUUGUCUUCAUGAAAGGCACCCGUGACAUCACCAACAGCCAACGGGUCUGCAAAAUGACAUCCGACGACUAUGUUAAGUUUACCGUCAAGAGAUCUGUGGUAUCUGACGCUGGCACGUACUGCAUCCUGGCGAGGAACGCGUAUGGGUGUGAUCGCGCGUUCGUCACAGUUGUGGUGCGACAGAGAGCGUCGUCAGAGAACUUGAUUUCGGACUGGACGUAUCCGUUGGAUGACUCCGCCAUUUCUUACGGCAGUCGGAAUUAUGACACUGUGCCGCGUAUACCGAGCGAGCCCAGUGUCGUAGACGGUGGUAACAACUGGGUCUCGCUAGCCUGGCCGAAACCGGACACGACCACCCCUGUCCUUGCUUAUAAAGUUGAGAGCUGGUUGCUUGGCAAAGAAGGAGGCGCGCGUUGGACCGAACUGGGAAUAACCCCGAGAAAUUGCUUUGAUGUAUUUAAUUUAAAGCAAGGAGAACAGUACCACUUUAGAGUGACUUUAAGAAACCGCUACGGCUGGGGUGAAUCCGUCCAAACCUCGACACCUAUAGGAAUUGGCUUGGCUGGCGACCGUCCAGAGUUCGUAGACAUAUUACCAGGACAAUUGAAAGUCCUCAUUGGAACGACGGCAGACCUGAGCUGCAGCGUUAAAGGCAAGCCUGUACCUGAGGUUGUUUGGAUGAGGAAUGGUCAGGAGAUUGAAGACGAGCGAAUGAAGGCUUCCUUCAACGGUUACGACUGUCGCCUGGUGAUCAGUGAUAUCAGGGAGGAGGAUGAGGCCAGGUAUAGCUGUGAGGCCAGCAACGAGCACGGGCGGUCGUCGACGUACGCUCGGCUGUCGGUCGUCACGGAUAAACUUUUGUGGGAAGCUGAUGCGAAACUGAAAAGAGAACGCUCCUCCGACGUAUCCGGCGACUAUCCUCCUCAGUUCACGAUGCGGCUCCGUGACCGGCGCGUGCAGGCCACGUAUCCGGUCCGUCUCACGUGUCAGAUUGUCGGGUGUCCGACGCCGAGCGUUACCUGGUAUAAGGACGGCGAGGAGGUGUAUAAAGACAAUCGCCAUACACACUUCAAAGAUGAGCUAUUCCAUACACUAGAAAUCGCGCCGUGUACACUAGAGGACGGCGGCGUGUACUCGUGCACGGCACGGAACUCAAGUGGCGCGGUGUCGUGUCGGUGCAGUCUCGUGGUCGAUAAGGGAAUCCGCGCGUACGUGGCGCCCGAGCUGUGCUGCGGGUUGGAACCGCUUUAUAGGCUCCGGGAAGGUGAUGAACUCCGAAUAACAGCCGUAGUAGAAGCGUACCCAUCAGUCGGCGUGACCUGGUACCGCGACGGCAUCCGUCUCCGUCCCUCCCGCCGGGCGGUCAUGACGCUAGACAGAGAUGGACAGAUAGAGCUGGCUCUGGCGUCGGUAACGGCGCGGGACGCGGGUGUUUAUACAUGCACAGCGGCCAAUGAGGUUGGGAGUGCAUCCACAUCGGGGAAGGUGGAGGUGAUAGAGGGACCAGUGGUUGAGAAGAGGGCACCGCCGACACUAAUUGGUCCUGACGUUCCGUAUUCCAAAGAACCCAUGUUCAUCCGAAAGCCGCGGUCCAGCGAGGCCUACGAGGGCGACACCGUCAUCAUAGAGUGCGAGGUCACGGGUGACCCCAAACCUGACGUCUACUGGUUACGAGACUUCCUCAAGCCCGAUUACUACCGCGACGCCAGCCACUUCAAACGAGUAGGCGCCGGCCCAGAGUACAGAUUCGAGAUUCCUCACGCCAAACUCGACUACACUGGGGCCUACUCUGUCGUCGCUAGGAACGUCCAUGGAGAAGCUAAGGCUAUUAUUUCUCUGCAAAUCUUGGCUAAAGAUCUCACGUCAGGGGAUGAUUCUCACAAUAUCAGAUAUGGGCGUGUAGAUGUUAUACCCCGCUUUGAGCGGAACCUUACCGAUCUGUUGAGCUAUGAUGGUGACGCCGUUGAGUUCGAGUGCCGAGUCAGCGGGCAUCCAGAGCCUGACAUCCGAUGGUACCACUACGCUGAGUUGAUCCGCGACUGCCCAUACCUGGAGUGCACGUUCGAAUCCGGCGCCGCGCGGCUGAAGAUCAAGCAAGUUACUGCCGAUGACGAAGGAACGUACACUUGCGAGGCCUAUAAUAACCUUGGCAAAGCCUCUACCAGUGCUUGCCUAGUCGUGUACCCGCCCGGCGAGCCGAACACGCUAUCGGCGCGCCUGCGCCGGCCGCUCUCCGCCGCCUCCACCCCGCGCUCCACCCCCGCGCGCUCGAUAUCCAGGACCACUACCCCCGCACCCGACAUGAAGCGCCUAUCCAGCCCGACGCGCCAAACGGCGCCCAGUUUCUACACAUAUCCCUUCAACAAGGUCGUCGAAGAGGGCGAAACGGUCGUCUUCCAAUGCGCCGUCAAAGGCCUCCCAUCCCCUUGGGCCACGUGGGACAAGGACGGCGUUAUAGUUACCCCCUCCUCCCGCAUCACAAUCAAAGAAAAGGACGAGAUAAGGAAGCUGGAAAUCGAACAUGUGACCGUUGAAGAUGUAGGCUUAUACAGAAUCAGUAUUGAGAAUGACUACGGGAGAGCAGAAGGCGCAGCGAGACUAGAAGUUAUAACGCAGAAGGGGAAGUUCCACGCAGGCGUCAGAGCGUACAGCGCGUCGCCUCGACGCUCGGCGCCUUACAGGAAGAGAAGCACAUCUACAUCGAAAGACUGAGCUCGGAAUUGAAACGGAGCUGCGAGUGAUUUUUUUUCAAUUAUUUAUCUGUGCAUUUUACUUCUAAUUAUUUUCCGUACGGCCAGUCAGAAGACCUCGAGGUUCAAGCAUGUUUGUUGACAGUGAACUCUGUUUACUGGCAAACAAGGUUGUUUUUUAUUUGUUAUAGGUUUGUAUUUAAUUUAUGUACGUUAUACUAUUAUUUUUCCUCUCGCGUAUGAGAGCAGGCCUGUACCAAGCGCGUGUUUAGGCUGAAUUAUUUAUAAUUAUACUAUUAUUUAUUAAUUUUGCUUGAGUUUUGAUGAAUCUUGGUCUGGCCGCAUACGAAGUAGAAAAAUGUUAAGUUUUUGUUUUAAUUGUUAGGUUGUGUCUUUCGCUUCACACAUUUUCGUCAAUUGCCUAUCGUAUAACUUCAGUUAACCUAUAAAUAUUAUGUUAUAUUAAGUUGUAUUUAAUCAUCGUCCGGAUGCUUUUAAAGGUAUUCCUGAUCUUUAUGUCUUUGAAAUAAAAUCACUACUUAUUGAAACAGCUAUUUUAAUAAGGAGUAUAGUUAUGGGCAACUGCUUGUUGUGAUUUCAUUACCUCAAUAUGUAUAUUCUAUUACUCAUCUAUCGGUCAUAGUUUUAUUCGUCUAAGUAUUUAAUCAGUUCUAGUCAAAAAUUAGACAUUCAGAUGAGAUUAUUAAAAUUUUACGGACGGGAAGAAAAAAGGCUAAACCGAAGUACCGUUUUGAUUGGACUACACGUACGGCUUAGAUGUAUUGUGUGAAGUGAUGUUCGUGACUAUAGCUAUUACUCUUAUUAGAGAAGAGACAUGUUUUGCCAAUCCAAAGGUCGAUGGGUACGUAAACACCAAAGUCUACGUAUAUAUUUACAUAAAAAAUACGUAAUUUGUGGUACCAAUUAGAUAUAAUAUGUAACACAUCGACAACAGUAUUAAAAAUUGGCAUUGGAUUGGCAGACAUAAAGGCUUUGGGACAAUUACUAAAUAUUAUGACGUUCUUUAUUUACAACUUACAACCUAUAAUGUGCGCUUUGUAAGUACUUAGGGAAGUGUGAUAAAUAAUGUAAUAUUACAUUUUUUUGGGAUUGUCCCAAUGCCGUUGGUUAUAAAGUGUUGCCUAAGAUAUAUAGAACCAGAUCCCGGGGUAUUGUCAAUAAAUUUAUUACGAGUUU
Cydia pomonella (codling moth) is the source of this 27512-nucleotide messenger RNA. RefSeq names its product titin homolog. Lineage: Eukaryota; Metazoa; Arthropoda; Insecta; Lepidoptera; Tortricidae. Gene Ontology annotation, molecular function: protein binding. The record is from RefSeq and is a predicted model, not a curated record.